UUGGUAUUAAAUGGAAUCGGCAGGUAUAGUUGAGGCAAUUGAUUUAAUUGCAGAUCACAAAGUGUUGAUUUCGACAGUUGUCGGAUCAGUCAUCAGCGUCAUUCUACUGCGACGUUACUUGGCUGGUGGUGUAUGCGUCUCCAAGAAACGUCUGGAUGGAAAGACUGUCAUCAUUACCGGAUGUAACACUGGUAUCAGUCUGGAGACGGCCAAGGAAUUGUCUGCUAGAGGAGCCCGGGUGAUCAUGGCAUGUCGUGAUAUAGGGCGGGCUACUAAAGCAGCAGAUAUCGUCAAAAUGUUCUCAGGAAACAGUGACGUGAGUGUAGAGCGUCUGGACCUCGCCUCUUUAGACUCUGUGAGGAAAUUCGCAGAUGUCAUCUUAAAGAAUGAAGAAAGAAUUAAUAUUCUCAUCAACAAUGCUGGUGUGAUGAUGUGUCCUAAAUUGAAGUCCGAAGAUGGAUACGAGAUGCAGUUUGCGACAAACCACCUUGGCCAUUUCCUGUUGACAAAUCUGUUACUAGACAAAAUAAAGACAUCUGCUCCUUCUCGGAUCAUCAACGUUUCUGCACUAAUACAUUACAGAGGAAAAAUCCACUUUGAUGAUAUCAAUAGUGAAAAAAGCUACUCUCCAAUGGCUGCGUAUGCUCAGAGUAAACUAGCUAAUGUGCUCUUCACAAGGGAACUCAGCCAACGUCUACAAGGUAGCGAUGUGACGGUAAACACGCUCCAUCCCGGAGUAAUUGAGACAGAGCUGGUGAGACAUGUGGAGGCUAGGGUUCCUUCCGUCCUGUUUACGUUACUUCGCCCAUUUACAAUUUUCCUAAAGACUCCAGUACAAGGUGCCCAGACAACUCUGCACUGCGCUUUAGACGAACAGCUGGAGCAUGUUUCUGGUAAAUACUUCAGUGACUGCAAAGAACAACAACCAUCAAAGGAUGCAUUGAAUAUGGAGGAUGCGAAACGGCUUUGGCAGAUCUCAGAGGAAAUGGUUGCUGGAGCACGCAGAUAG
Molecule: messenger RNA, 1009 nt
Organism: Ylistrum balloti
Lineage: Eukaryota; Metazoa; Mollusca; Bivalvia; Pectinida; Pectinidae
Product: retinol dehydrogenase 12-like
Exons: 7
Coding region: 11-1009 (332 amino acids)
Source: RefSeq, a predicted model, not a curated record